Molecule: messenger RNA, 2847 nt
Organism: Diaporthe batatas
Lineage: Eukaryota; Fungi; Ascomycota; Sordariomycetes; Diaporthales; Diaporthaceae
Product: DNA ligase (ATP) CDC9
Exons: 4
Coding region: 1-2847 (948 amino acids)
Biological process (GO): lagging strand elongation; DNA recombination; DNA biosynthetic process
Cellular component (GO): mitochondrion; nucleus
Molecular function (GO): DNA binding; DNA ligase (ATP) activity; ATP binding
Source: RefSeq, a predicted model, not a curated record
AUGCACUGCCUUCGCGACCCUGGGUCUCUUUUUAAUCCUGCUGGAAAACUGAGAUUCUUGAUCAACUUCUCACAGACACGAAACUUGUCCUCUCUGCGUUCUUCCAAGCAACUCCUCUACCUCCCAACGCGAUCUGCGCUACGCCGCCCGCUUCUCACAAUGGCGCCCAAGCAAGCGACCCUGGGCAAGUUCUUCGGCAAGUCCGACGGCUCCAAGCCAGCUCCUACACAGCAGACCAAGCUCUCGUUCGCGACGAAGGCGUCAGAAAAGCCAAAGAAGGCUGCUGCUGCCAAGAAAGAGGACGGCGGUGCUGAUGAGGGCACGGAAGUCAAGACAGAGGCGGCGAGCCAGAGCAGCCCCACCAGUAGCAGCGCAAAGGAGAAUUCAGAGCCAGCGCGAGAUUCAAAAAAGCGCGGCCGACCUGCGAAAUCCUCGAAACCAGCAGCGAAGUUGCCCAAUGAGAAGAUCAAAGACGAAGAUGAAGCACAAGAUCUUGAGGAGGAGGAUGAUGCUCCUGCCGUAAAGCGGUCACGCAAGGGGCGGAAAGUGGUUGAAGAUGACGAAGAGGACGAGGUCAUGGAGGAUGCGCCCUCGCCAAAGCCCAAGGCGAAAAAGGAGACGAAACCGGCCAAGGCAGCACCUCCAGCAGCUCGAAAGAAGAAAGAGCCAAGCCCCAAGCCUGAGCCGGCUGAGGAAGAUGACGAUGCAGCAACUGCCAGCGAGCCCGUGUCGGAAGCAGAACAGGAAGCAGAAGAAAGCGGAGAGGAGGAGAAGCCUGAGGUCGUCGAGAAAGCCCGCAAGAAGGUGCAAACCAAACUGGCGGCCAAGGCCAAGGAUCCAUAUCCUGAUUGGAAGCCGGGCGAGCCAGUACCCUAUGCUGCGCUAUGCCAGACCUUCUCCCUCGUUGAGCUCACCACCAAAAGGUUAGAGAUCAUGGCGCACUGCGCGCUGUUCCUGCGUCAAGUAUUACGGCUUACCCCGGAUGACUUGCUACCGACGGUGCUUUUGAUGAUCAACAAGCUGGCACCUGAUUACGCAGGCAUAGAGUUGGGAAUUGGCGAGUCUCUGAUCAUGAAAGCUAUCGGAGAGUCCACGGGGCGCAGUCUGCAGGUGAUCAAGAACGACCAAAAGGAGAUUGGUGACCUGGGACUGGUCGCGGUCAAGUCGAGGUCCACCCAGCCGACCAUGUUCAAGCCCAAGCCUCUGACUAUUCGUGGUGUCCACAAGGGCCUGAUGGGCAUUGCGACUGUGACAGGAAAUGGUGCACAGGGCAGAAAGGUCGAUGGAAUCAAGAAGCUCCUCUCUGCGGCCGAUUCCCAAGGCAAGGGCAAGGUUGACAUAACCAAGGACAAGGGCGGUCCAAGUGAGGCGAAGUACAUUAUUCGCUUCUUGGAAGGCAAGCUACGGCUUGGUCUCGCCGAGAAGACCGUGCUGGUCUCACUUGCCCAGGCGAUGAUAUGCCACGAGGCCGAGCAGAAGGGCAAGGUCCCCAGCACAACGGAGAUGGAGAACGCGGAGUCCACGCUCAAGACCGUCUACAGUGAGCUGCCGAGCUACGACGUUAUCAUCCCAGCGAUGCUGGAGCAUGGCAUCCUGAAGCUCCGCGAAAACUGCAAGCUGCGGCCUGGCGUCCCACUCAAGCCUAUGUUGGCGAAGCCGACCAAGGCCAUCACCGAAGUUCUGGAUCGCUUCGAGGGACAGAACUUCACCUGCGAGUACAAGUACGAUGGUGAACGCGCUCAGAUACACUAUGUAGCGAAGGACGCAAACCAGGAGCUAAGCGAGGCGACGUCUGGCUCGGUGCAGGCGGUCGGCGAUGGCGUGGCGUCCAUCUUCUCGAGGAACUCAGAAGACCUGUCCAAGAAGUACCCCGACAUUCUCUCCAAGCUGCACACAUGGGUCAAGGAGGACACCAAGAGCUUCGUGCUCGACUGCGAGACCGUGGCCUGGGACACCGUGGAGAAGAAGGUCCUCCCAUUCCAGCAGCUGAUGACGCGCAAGAAGAAGGACGUCAAGGUCGAGGACGUCAAGGUCAAGGUCUGCGUCUUCGCCUUCGACCUGCUGUACCUCAACGGCGAGGCCAUCGUGGAGAAGUCGCUGCGAGAGCGCCGGGAGCUGCUGAGCACGGCGUUCAACCCCGUCGAGGGCGAGUUUGCCUUCGCGGUGCACAUGAACGGAAAGGAGCUCGACGAGAUCCAGCAGUUCCUGGACGAGAGUGUCAAGGCGUCAUGCGAAGGCCUGAUGGUCAAGAUGCUCGACGGCGAGGAGAGUGGGUACGAGCCCAGCAAGCGCAGUCGCAACUGGCUCAAGAUCAAGAAAGACUACCUCUCCGGCGUGGGCGACUCGCUCGAUCUCGUCGUCCUGGGCGCAUACUACGGCAAGGGCAAGCGCACAUCCGUAUACGGGGCCUUCCUCCUGGCAUGCUACAGCCCGGCCUCAGACACCUACGAGACAGUGUGCAACAUCGGCACCGGGUUCAGCGAGGCCGUCCUCGAGGAGCUGCACAAGUCCCUCUCCGACACGGUCAUCGACCGGCCCAAGCCCUUUUACUCACACUCCUCGGGCGGCCAGCACCAGCCGGACGUGUGGCUCGAGCCCCGCCACGUGUGGGAGGUGCGCACCGCCGACCUGACGCUCAGCCCGCGCUACAAGGCCGGCAUCAAGGAGGGCGUCGACCCCGCGGGCGAGAAGGGAAUCUCCCUGCGGUUCCCGCGGUUCAUCAAGGUCCGCGACGACAAGAAGCCUGACGAGGCGACCACGUCGCGCCAGGUUGCGGAGAUGUACCGCAAGCAGGAGAGUGUCACCAAGAAUAAGGGGCCGGCUGUGGAUGAUGACUUUGAGUAUUAG